UCGGAUGGCGUCCCACUUGCUAUUGAGGCUUCGAGAAAAGCUAUUGUGGAAGCUGGGAUCGAUAUUUCCGAGAUCACUCACAUGGUUUCCACCACCUGUACCGAUAGCGCUAAUCCCGGGUUUGAUCAUUUCGUUGCAAAAGGACUAGGCAUUUCUCAUAAAGUGGAAAAGGCCCUACUACAUGGUGUUGGUUGCGCUGGGGGAUUAACGAUACUUCGAACUGCCGCCAAUUUAGCUUUAGGCCAUUCCAUGAGGCGUAAGCCUGCUAGAAUCUUGUGCGUCGCCCUCGAGGUGAGCACAACGAUGGUCCGCAGCGAACUUAGUAGCAUCAACGAGUUACAAGAAACGCGUAUUGGUCCUUGUCUGUUCUCUGAUUGCGCCUCUGCGUUGAUCCUCAGUAAUGGGAUUGGGCAGCCGACAGCCGAACCGAUUUACGAAUUGCUUGGAUGGGAGCACCAGAUUCUACCGGACACCGAAGGCGAUCUUGGCUUCGAUGUGGAUCCUCUUGGCUGGAAAGUUGUACUCACGCCUCGGGUUCCAAAACUAACAACCGACGUGCUCAACUCGAGUUUCCUCGAUUUACUGGGAAAUGUUCCGGAUCUUCCUACCGGGUAUCGGGAAGCGCCCGAUUUUGACUGGGCGAUGCACCCGGGCGGUUUGACUAUCUUAACCGGCACUGAGAAAGUGAUGGGUAUAUCGCCGGAGCAUAUGCGCGCCAGCUAUGAUACAUAUAUGAACCAUGGAAACUCAAGCUCAGCAACUAUUUUCAGCGUGAUGAACCGGUUAAGGAGCAAAGAUAUGGACGCAGUAGCCCCCGAGGGCCGGGCACGAGAUUACGUAGUCGGCUGCGCGUUUGGUCCAGGAAUCGCCGUCGAGAUGUGUCUGCUUAAACGCAACAUGGGGCGGUCGGGACUCUAUACUCCUCCCGAAACCGACAGCGAAGCCAGUAUAAGCGAAGCCGGCGAAGACAUCGACUGGGCGAGUAUAGACCCUAAAGAAUCAAUUCCAGGCACGCCUGGGUCCGAUAACCGAGGCGAGCGAAAACUAGUGUUCUGCGAUGAUAUAUUUAUCAACGAGGCGAUUGCUAAUGUCGAAUUGGAUUAAUGAUACCGAAAUAUACCCAUGUCGCAUUUAUUAAACGUUGAAUAUAUGAAAUUAUUUACUGUUGGAAAUGAUCGUUCUAGGAAGUCUGUAUUUUGAAUUGGUGAAAAAGGCGGUUUGAAUAGCUGCUCCUUAGCGGGGAUCUUUCAAUGGAUACCUGGGCAGUAUCCAUGGGUUUUUUUUCAGCUGCCUCGGUGGGUUAGCACAGGUAGCAUCCCACCUACAACAACAAUGAGACAGUCCCUAUCGCCGCUGAAAGAUAAGGAAUUGGAGAAAUCUUGGCUACUAGAACA
Messenger RNA from Annulohypoxylon maeteangense, 1394 nucleotides. Its product is annotated as thiolase-like protein. The record is from RefSeq and is a predicted model, not a curated record. The transcript has a single exon. NCBI's taxonomy places the organism in Eukaryota, Fungi, Ascomycota, Sordariomycetes, Xylariales, Hypoxylaceae. Bases 82 to 1104 code for a protein of 340 amino acids. Gene Ontology annotation, molecular function: acyltransferase activity, transferring groups other than amino-acyl groups. Gene Ontology annotation, biological process: polyketide biosynthetic process.